UAGUUAGCUGUAUCGGUACCAGUUAACUGUCUUUAAGUUAAAUUACCCUUUGUUGUAAGAAAUGUCUCGAGUUCACGCAGAAAGCGUGAUUAAAAGCAUUAUCCGUCGGAUAGUGCAGGAGUGCGCAGAGAGAGGACAGGCGGUGUCCGACACUUUGGUGGCGUUCAUGGCGAAAGCUGUUGUGCUGGACCCAAGAAAUGGCUUUCAUGUUGAUCGAACAUUGACCAAACAAGACAUCCAGAACCUUGAAGAGCUGUGCCUGGAUAAACUGAUGGCAAAGUGCAGCCCAUCCCUUGACACAAUCAAAAUGCAAGUGUAUUUUGACAUGAAUUACACCUCCAGACGUGAGUUUUUUGAGGAAAUCCACCAGGUGGUGGAGUCCAGGCUGAGUGCAGUGAGCAGAGAGAUCACUGACAGCAGAGUGAAGACACGGGAGGAAUUAGACGCUCUGUACCGUAAAAUCAUCACCUAUAUCCAGCUGCGCUCUGGCAUGGGCUCACCGACAGAUGUCACCAGUGUGCAAGAGGCUGCAGCUGCUCUGCAGAGCGUCUUCCCUCAGACUGAACUGGGAACCUUCAUGGUGCUCUUAAAGAGGGACAAAGAGCAGCAGCUUAGAGAGCUCACCAUGACUGUCACAGGGAUCCAACUCUUCAACAAAGCCAGCAAGAAGGGAGCCAAGGAGACUGACAUCCAAGAACUAAUGCCUGCAAUUCUUAGUGAAACUCUUCCAGUCACCAGUAAGAGGUUAGAAAAAGAGCUGAGCGUGUCACAGACUUUGGCGUGGAAAUACACAGCAGUGCUGGAGAAGCUAACAAAGCCUGACAGUCAGCCUGGAGACCAUGAUGUGCCCAUUGUCCUGCUCAGGCAGGCUCUGUACAAUGUCAGGCAGCAUGAAGUGUUCCUGAAAAUGUUACUGGCUGAUGCAUGUUUAUGUGCCAAGCAUGUUGAAAUCCUGCAGGAUGAGUUCUCAUCUCAGAUAAAGCUGCUGAAACAAACUGUGCAGUCAAAGACAGCUGUGCACACUGCACAAGUUUUUCCACUGUUCAAGUCCCUGUCAAAGGUGUGGUGUGGACUUCAGGAUGAGGCUGAGCUGCUCAACAUCCUCAGUAACAUCAUGCACAACCUGCAGCCUUUCAUUGCCUCUCAGGCCGAGCUUUUUUCGGAGGCUUAUUUGGACGGUCUGGUGGAUACGUCUGAGGUGAAGACAGACCAACAGAGAAUGACUGAAUCGUCAGAUGAGCAUAUUAUUCCAGCUGAGAUGAAGAGGCAGGAAUGGCUCCUGCCUGAAACAACAGCCAGUUUUAAUGAGCUGCCACUACAGUAUGAUGGAGUCUGUGGCUACACGCUUGUGAACAGAGAUGGGCUUCUACUUCCAGGUAAUCCACACAUUGGAGUCCUCAAACAUGAGGAGAAGCUCUAUGUUUUUAGUUCCAAAGAAGCUGCGUUAAAAUUUGCCUCCAGUCCAGACGACUUCAUUGCAGAGGUGGCAGAGAAAGCCAAGCAUUCCCCUGAGCUCAUCCAGCUCCUCAAACUCCACCAGCAGUUUUCCUGCGUCAGUCCUUACCCAGAGAUGCAGCCAGGAGAGAGUUUAUUGGUAAAACCCAUCACCAAGUGUGAGGGCGGCACACAGACAGACCUUCACCCAGUGGAGACAAACAUCGUCAAGUCAUAUGAGUGGAAUGAGUGGGAGCUGCGGAGAAAAGCCAUCAAACUGGCAGAUCUGCGGACCAAAGUGACACACUCAGUGCAGACUGACCUCAGCCACAUGAGACGGGAAAACGUCACUCAGACCUGGCUGCCCAAGAACGCUGCCUGUCAAAGCAAAAGAGCCAGUGAGAGCAACGUGCCCAAACCUCAGACCUACCUGGCUGGUCUGAGGGGACAAAGAGACGGACACGUGGUCAAAACAAACCUGACCAGGUCUGUGGAUGAAAAAUGAAGGUGUCCAAACAACAGUUAAUGCAAGUACAUUGUUGUCUUUAUUCAUCUUGGUCCUGUGUUACUUGACGAGGACAGGAGGAGUCUGCACACAAGGACAAAAGCAGGGCCAGAUAAAGUAGCAGUUUCAAGUGUUCCUCACAUGCAUUUAUUGAAUUGUAUGCAUUAUGUAUGUAAAGCUAUGGCUUUCAGAGCUUUUCAAAAUGGCUGAUUUAAAUGCAAGCACAUUAAUAGGUUAGUAAGCUGUUCAGGCUGGAACGUAAGACAAGCACAACCCCCAUAACCUAGUCAAAAAUCCUGUACAAGUUUGGCCCAAUGCAUUAUGGUUAGAAACACUGAAUGUAAACAUUGUUUACAAGAAAACUUCAAGGUAACAUUAGGAAGACCACUGCAUGUUGUGAUGAAUUCAUGAAGAAAACUGUUUUUCAUGCCUCCAUGGUGAACAGAGAAUCCGAAAAUAGCAAUGAACAGUGGUUACCGGCGAUCACAUUUAGCCUAAUAACAGCAAAACUAUAUCAAAACAUCUGUUUCCAAACUCUCACACAACUCGUGUAGAAUAAUCCUUGUCACAUUUAUCAAGUCAUAGCUCAGUACUUCCCAAACACAUGCCUUUUCACUAAAAUGCCUGAGAGUAGCGUACCCUGGGCGUGCCUGAGCACUAGCAUGCAUAUGAGCUCUGCUUGAGCAAAUUUCAAACGACACACAUGCCUAGGCACAUUACUUGGCUGCGCAUGAGACUGUUUGCACUGAUGUGUUUUAAAUAGUUAAGGUGUGAAAAUGCACAAGUUUGGGAAGUCCCAAGUCUGAGUUUACAACUGAAUAAAUGAGACUUAUUAUUAUACUGCACAAGUUGUGUGAGGGUUUGUAAACAGACAUGUCCUCCAUUUACUUCAAUCCAUGAAGAACGUUUGCCUUUUUUGGAUUCUCUGUCAACAUGGAGGCAUGCGAGAAAAACAAUAUCUUCAUGAAUCAUUUCCUAAAUAAAUUAUUGUGUCCAAAUGGACAUUCUCACUAUUUUUACUGAAAAUGAGUGGUGCUAACAAGGCUCGGAGCUAACAAGCAACAGCCUGGUCAUUCUGUUUCCAUUAAGCAAGUAGAGAUACAGAGGUAUCUGCUGAUGUACCACCAGACUAGAUAGUAGCAUCUUUCCUCAGGCUGUAAGACUCCUCAACUCCUCCCCUGUACUCCAUCAUAAAACAUAGUUUUAACAUCCAACAUGUUCUGUUUAUUUCUUGUGUAGCAUAAAGGGAAUACAUCUCCCAUAUCUGUGCGCAACCCUGCUAUGUAGAAUGACAGAAAAUGAACCUUGUAAAUUAGGCUCUAAGGUCUUGAUGACAUCAUCAGGGUUAUUUUGUCAGAAUUCACGAAGCUCCAUUUCACAAAGUUUUCAGAUUUUUUUCUUUUUUUAAUUAAUCUUUUUUCCCCUAAUUUCUCCUUGAGUGUUGUAUAGUUGUAUGGUUUUAUCUCCUUGCUGUCUUUGUAUCUGCUCCUGAAUUGUAAAGCACUUGCACUGCAUUCUGCAGCUAUAUAAAUAAAAGUUCAUUCAUUCAUUACUCCA
Epinephelus lanceolatus (giant grouper) is the source of this 3496-nucleotide messenger RNA. RefSeq names its product cilia and flagella associated protein 206 (gene cfap206). Gene Ontology annotation, cellular component: ciliary basal body; axoneme. The record is from RefSeq and is a predicted model, not a curated record. Gene Ontology annotation, biological process: regulation of flagellated sperm motility; sperm axoneme assembly; regulation of cilium beat frequency. NCBI's taxonomy places the organism in Eukaryota, Metazoa, Chordata, Actinopteri, Perciformes, Serranidae.